UGUCCUCGUACAUUGCCUGCCCGUCGCAUUAUCAAAGCUCACAACUUUAUAUUGAGUCCUCAAUUGUUUCCCAAAUCCAACUUUGAACCCAUCAAUCAACAAUUAUUGAAUAAUGAGAACUCGAAGUGCCGAAAAGAGGUCUGCCGGGAAAAAUCAAAUCCCUGCCGAGCCGGUGGUUGCCGAGCCUAAGCGUACUCCUCCCUCUAGGGCUAAGAAAUCUAAGACCCUCGGAUCCAAAACAUCACCCGCAGUUGAAGAAGCAAAAGCUUCAGAUGCAGAUGGGGCUGCUCAGUCAACACCAGUAGCAAAACCCGCGUCAGGUAGGAAAACUACUGGAAGGGUUGCGAGGAAGGUGGUAAAGAAAAGUCCUGCUUCUUCUAAAACUACUUCGGAUGAAACACCUAUAUCAGAAGGUGCUGGAACGGCAAUGCUUGAAGAUCCUGUCGAAGAGAAGGAUGCAGAAGAUUCAAAGGAAGAUCAUGUCAAAGAGAUAGAUGCAGCAGAAUCAACGGAAUGUGUCAAGGAGGGAGAGACAGAGGACUCGAAGGAAGAUCAUGUGAAGGAGAGAGAUGUACAGGAAUCAAAGGAAUCUACCAAGGAGGAAGAGACAGAGGACUCAAAGGAAGUUGACGUGAAGGAGGGAAAUGCAGAGGACUCAAAGGAAGAUCCUCUCAAGGAGAAAGAUUUACAGGGCCUAAAGGAAGAUGCAGUGAAGGAGAAAGAUACGGAGGACUUAAAGGAAGAUAUUCUCAUGGGGGAAGAUGUAGAGGACUCAAAGGAAGUUCGCGUCAAGGAGAAAGAUGCAGAGGAGGCAAAGGAAGAUGUUGUCAUUGGGGAAGAUGCAGAGGACUCAAAGGAAGUUCCUGUCAGGGAGGAAGAUGCAAAGGAUCCAAAGGAAGAUCCUGUCGACAAGAAAGAUCUACAGGACCCAGAGGAAGAUUCUGCUAAGGAUAAAGAUGCAGAGGACUUAAAGGAAGAUAUUGUCAAGGAGGAAGAUGCAGAGGACUCAAAAGAAGAUGCCAUAAAGGAGAAAGAUGCAGAGGAGUCGAAGGAAUAUGUUAUCAUGGGGGAAGAUGCAGAGGACUCAAAGGAAUAUCGUGUGGAGGAGGAAGAUGCAGAGGGUUCAAAGGAAGAUGCCGUGAAGGAGAAAGAUGUAGAGGACUCAAAGGAAAGUCCUUUAAUGGAGGAAUAUGCAGAGGACUCAAAGGAAGAUCCUAUCAAGGAGGAAGAUGAAGAAAACUCAAAGGAAAAUCCUGUCAUGGGGGAAGACACAGAGUAUUCAAAGGAAGCUCCUGUUAAGGAGAAAGAUGCAGAGGACUUAAAUGAUGCAGGACCAACACCCAUGGAUGAGACAAAUGAGGAAAUCAAAGAAAGUUCAAACAAUUUAGUGGCCACAGCUAAAAAUGUUGGUGAUUCCGUGAUGGAAGAUCAAAGUAGAAACAAGGAGGAUCAGGCAGUUAAUUCACAGGAGGAACCAGCUAAAAAUACUUCAGUGUCUCUAGAUGAAGUAACUGUUGUCAAUGAUGUGAGAUUGCCAGAAGAAAUUGACCACGAUGUGAGAAGUUCAGAAAAUCAGGGACCUACUGUUGCAUAUGUCAAAUCUCAGGAGCCUAUUAUUGAGGAUAUGAAAUCUUCAGACAAGCAGGAACUUGUUAUUACAGAACAGAAAUCUCAGGAGGGUGAAGGAUCUAUUAAAGGAAAAGAAGGAUUGGAGUUGAGGGGAGAAAAGGACGAUGGUUUAACUCCUACAGGGGAUAAUUUAAAGGCGGAGUCUGCAGAAGAUAGAAUGGAGGAAGAUACAGAUAGGAAGAUGAAAGGAAAGGAUAUUUCUCUUGACGAAGCUGGUGAAGAUAAAAUAGAGGCUUUUGCUGAUCAAGAGAAUGAUGAAGAAUUUGGGGUAGAUGAUGUAUCUGAGCACUGUGAAGAAGCUGAGACAUUGGAAGAUGAGCGUGCUCAAUUGAAUGCUCUUGCAAAGGAACGAAAAAAGAGGAAAGAGCUGGAAGUAUUUGUUGGUGGGUUAGACCGUGAUGCUGUGGAGGAGGAUCUGAAAAGGGUGUUCCAGCAUGUUGGGGAGGUAAUUGAUGUUCGAAUGCACAGAGAGUUGUCAACAAACAAGAAUAAAGGAUAUGCCUUCGUGAAGUUUGCAACUAAGGAGCAAGUUAGCCGUGCUUUGGCUGAAAUGAGAAAUCCAGUUAUACGGGGAAAGCGAUGCGGGACUGCUCCAAGUGAGGACAAUGACACCUUAUUCUUAGGAAACAUUUGCAACACAUGGACAAAGGAAGCUGUGAGACAGAAGCUGAAAGAUUAUGGUGUAGAAGGUGUUGAAAACGUUAAUCUGGUGGCCGAUCCGAAACGUGAAGGUUUGAGUCGUGGCUUCGCGUUUCUCGAGUUCUCUUGUCACAACGAUGCCAUGACGGCUUACAAAAGACUUCAAAGGCCUGAUGUUGUUUUUGGUCACUCUGAGAGGACUGCCAAAAUAGCUUUUGCUGAACCUUUACGUGAUCCAGAUCCAGAGGUAAUGGCUGAAGUGAAGUCAGUAUUUAUUGAUGGACUCCCUCCUUAUUGGGAUGAAGAUCGCGUCCUUGAGAAGUUUAAAUGUUUUGGGGAGAUUGCAAGAAUCACGCUAGCCAGGAAUAUGUCAAGGGCAAAGCGGAAGGAUUUUGGAUUUGUUGAUUUCGGCACACAUGAAGCUGCUGUUGCUUGCAUUGAGGGCGUUAAUAACACAGAGCUGGGUGAUGGGAAUUUGAAGGCAAAAGUGCGAGCCAGACUUUCAAAUCCUCAACCAAAAACUCAGGCCGUGAAAGGUGGAAUAUCUGGAGGGUUCCGAAUUAGCCAGGGUCCCCUGGGAAGGGGCUCCCCGCGGGGAGGACAUACUUUUGGUAGAGCUAGUAUUCCGCGUGGUAGGGGCUUUAACCCUCGUGGACCUGGUCAUGGCGGUAGAAUGGGCUUUGCUGAACACGAGUUUGGUAGCCCUUAUCCUCCUUUCCGUGGAAGGUCAAACUUUGGACGAGCAGGCGGGAGGUGGAAUUUCAGUUGUGCUUAUCCAGUACCUGGUGGUCCAAUGUAUGUUGAUAGAAUGAGGCAUGGAGAUAGAGGCAAUGCAAAUGAUGCCUUCUUUAGGAGACAACAAUUUCCUAUUGAAGGACCGAACAGGCCAUUCAUGGAUAGGCACUUCGAGGACCGUUACUACCAUGAUAACACUGGCCAUGGGUUAAAGAGGCCCUUCUCUAUGACAGACCCGAAUCCGGAUUACUCGGGGCCUAGCAGACGUCCUCGGUUUGAUCAUUCAGAUUCUGCAAGUUCUCUUCAUGGGGAUCGUUAUAGUAGAGAUAAUUUUCCUCCCGGUGGAGAUCACUACACACGUGAUUAUUAUGGCUCUGAUUAUGGCAGAGGCCCAUAUCCAUCUUUCUAUGGAGGUGGUCGUCCACAUGGGCGUGGUUAUGGACGUGGUUAUUAGUAGUCUUGAUGAGCAUCUGGUGUCUUCAGAUGGUAGAAUGUUCUUCUUGACAAUGGAAUGGGAUUUUUCUGGUGCUGCACAAAAAGGAAAGAGAAUCAGUCUUUUAACUUAUUCCCCUAUCAUCUAAUGUUUAUCUCUGUUCUUUUUCCCCCCGCUGUAAUUCUCGCUUUCGGCUGUCCAAAGUUCAAUCUUUCUUAGGUUAGACUCUGCCUGUUUUUUGGGGCAUCAAUCCGGACACGUUACUAUGUCUGUUAGAGGGAGCUUGACUAGUUACGAGCUUCUUCUGCUCUAGAUAGAAGCAGCAUUAUGGGGAAGUGGAUAUAACUAUUAAGAUAAGUCAACUUUCCUACAAGCGUUUGUUUUUGUGAGAAUAGUUACAUGUGUUGAGACCUUCGUUGUGACAGAUUCAUAUAUGGGUGUUACUUAGUGGUCAACAUUCACAUACAUAGAGAGGCAAAUUUGCAGAGUCUUUUAAAAUAAUGAUAUUGGGGAUAUUACCUUGAUGGCAUUUGUGGGAUUUUGUAUGUAGGUUCAAAAAUUCAGCACUACUGUUAAGGAAAAGAUUCUCUUAAGCUAGACUCUUGUAAAAUUCGUCAAUGGAGCAGUGAUAGUCAUCGAGAUAUUUCAGUCUUUCAAGAGAAGAAGAGUAGCAUUUGGUUUCAAUUAUGAACAGUAUUUGCAAAUUGCUAUGAUGUAUUAUCUUGAAGAGAUUUGCCUCAUCAUUGUGAUGCAUUAUGAGUGACUUUGUCUACUAUAUUGUCUUGUGGGAUCGCCUUUGGCUCAAUGUAUUCUCAUGGUUGCUCUGUAAUGGAAAUAUGAUGUGGUUAUAGGCCAUUUUACAGUACUGAUGAAUCUGGUGUAUCUAGAGAGCCACCUAAGCUUUUAUAUCAUAUCAUCAGGUUUCUCCAAGUUUGAAUAAAGUGUUAAGAGUUUUACUUUGAAGCGUCAAAGAAUAGAGCGCUUGGUUGGCUUAGUAGAAAUUCUUUUUUCCUUUUUCUGAUGGUGAAAAAAAGGUGUAUUACCAUCAAUAUUAGGCCCUGAUGGUUGGUCCUAUAGAAUUCUGUUGUACUAAAUGGAUGAAUGUCCCUGUUCAAGCUUGAAGAUGGAAACUCAUAGCUCCCAAUAUAGAGAAUUUUGAGGUUUGGCUUUUUCUUUUCAAUUGUUGACAACAAUUUAUGUAGCCUUGGGGGCCGUUUCGUUUGGUUUCUAGGAGAUAUAAUUUCCACAUAGAAAUCAACCAAGUUUAUAUAAUGUUUAUUUGGAAAUCCAGGAGAUUUAAUCUCCACAUAGAGAUCAACACUAAUUAAUACGAUGAUUGGUUGAUCCUUUUUGUUUUACUCAUAAACAAUACCUGCAUAAGUUAUGUGAGAAUCUAGGUAUUAUUUUAUGCUAGAUAGAAUGUGGAAUAAGAAUGCAUGUAUUAGUAAUGCUAAAAUGACCAAACACCUCAUAAUAGUAAAAAUCUUUUAUUUUGUCUAAAAACCAAACAAAUAUUUUAAGUUAGACAUUGUAUACUAAUAUGUAAUAUAUCAAGCUAAACAUUCAACAAGAGAUAAAUCUUGCAAUUAUACAAUCUAUGCAUUAAAAUCAUCUGACAUUACUAAUCCCCGCGUUAUGAUCACAUUAUUGAUCUUUGUUUUAAUAAUCCUUGCAUGGUAACAACCCCUUAGUGUACUUGCUAGAUAUGCCCCAGCUUGGAAGCCUAUUAUUUUUUCUGUAUGAUCCAUAAUCACACAUAGUAUUUUCCUUGUUAAUCAAUUGCGUGUUUGUUUAGCUGACAAAUAAUGAGAAAUGGGUUUGGGUCGGUGGUAACACUUUGAUAUAUGGAAAUCCACCUUUCUUUGGGUUAAUACAUACGGACCCCUUCAAACUUAUCCUACUUUUUCCAAUUACACAGUUUAAGUUUGCGAAGUUCCUAGUACCCUACUGAACUAGUUCGAAGUGGUUUUAAUACCACCUUUUGCGACCAACUGCAGUUUUAACAAAGGCAGUGUUUGUCACAUACCAAUCAUGUUUUGCCACAUAAUUUUUCUUUUCUGUCCUAGUACUGUUCUUAUUAUUCUUUUCAAUUUUUAUUCCACCAUCUUCGCCGCAUCUUCUCCUCAAACCAAACCACAACUUCACAAUAUCUGAAAAUACAAACUACCACUAAAUCACCCUCAUCUUCUUCUCAAAUCAGCCACCACCAAACCCCCACUAUAAAAACAACUAUAAUUGGGCCACCAAAUAACCUUUGCACAAAAUCUGAAAAUCAAAAUCGUCGGAGAGUGGUCCUUGCCAAAGAAACUGAACCGUCAAAAGGGAAGAAAGAGAACAAGAAAAGAAAAUGAGAGGAAAAAAGGAGGUGGUGGAAGUGGCGGAGGAGGUCGUUUUGAUUUAGCAAAACACGAAGAAAGAGAAAUAAUAAUAAAAAAAAAAGAGUAAGGAAGAAAAGGGAGGAGUGGUGGAGGAUGUGGUAGGGAGAAGAUGAAAAGUGAAGAAAUAGUAACAAAGAAAAGAAAAAGAACGAAAAGUAAAAGAAGGAAAGGAAAAAGAGCUAAAAAGAUUAAUGAAAGAAAUGGUA
Lycium ferocissimum is the source of this 6020-nucleotide messenger RNA. RefSeq lists its product as uncharacterized. The transcript is spliced from 11 exons. Gene Ontology annotation, molecular function: mRNA binding. The record is from RefSeq and is a predicted model, not a curated record. The coding region runs from base 113 to 3457 and encodes 1114 amino acids. Gene Ontology annotation, cellular component: nucleus. NCBI's taxonomy places the organism in Eukaryota, Viridiplantae, Streptophyta, Magnoliopsida, Solanales, Solanaceae.